Molecule: messenger RNA, 682 nt
Organism: Lactuca saligna
Lineage: Eukaryota; Viridiplantae; Streptophyta; Magnoliopsida; Asterales; Asteraceae
Source: the annotation of a GenBank genome assembly
AUGGGCUACUGGAAAUCGACAGUCGUUCCGAAGUUUAAGAAGAUCUUCGAGAAGAACACCACCAAGAAGACAGCUGCUAUCGAAGCUUGCAAGUCCUUUGAUGACGCUAAGGAGGAGUACAGCAAAGAGUUUGAAGAGAAGAAAACCGAGCUCCAAACUAAAGUAAUAGAGAUCUAUGAAGCUUCUGCAACUGAAAUCAAGGCUUUGGUGAAGGAACCUAAAGAUGCGUCUUUAAAAAAGAACUCCACCGGAGUUACCAAGUUUCUUGAAGAACUAUCCAAGAUAGAAUUUCCGGGGUCGAAACCAGCACAUGAAGCGUGUUCCAAGUUCGGACCAACGUUGGUUCAGGGACCUAUUUUCUUUGUAUUCGAGAAGGUGUCGACGUUUAUUGUGGUAGAAGAGAAGGAAACAACGAGCAGUAAAGACAAAGACGUGGCGGUGGAGGAAGAGAAGAAAGAGGAGGUGGCGGUGGAGACUGAGGCAAAGGCGGCGGAAGAGGUGGCAGCCCCGGCGGAGCCAUCAAAGGAUUGCUGAUCGAGAUGACAUGAUCAAUUUAUAAUAUGUACGAAGAAGCUGGCAACAAUUUGAUAAACCUGUUAUUGUUUUUGUAUUCGUUUAAUUUUUUAAAAUUACACUUUUGUAGCCCAAGUACUUGUAUUCCUAUGGUAUUUUACAGUUUUUG